Sparassis crispa is the source of this 1419-nucleotide messenger RNA. RefSeq lists its product as uncharacterized. NCBI's taxonomy places the organism in Eukaryota, Fungi, Basidiomycota, Agaricomycetes, Polyporales, Sparassidaceae. Gene Ontology annotation, molecular function: transmembrane transporter activity. The record is from RefSeq and is a predicted model, not a curated record. Gene Ontology annotation, biological process: transmembrane transport. The transcript is spliced from 14 exons. Bases 1 to 1419 code for a protein of 472 amino acids. Gene Ontology annotation, cellular component: membrane.
AUGUCAGUCACUCACCAAGAUACGACGUCUGUUGAAGAGAAAGCUGCUGGGGCUUUCCAGACCGCGACGUUCCUUGUCGAGCCGUUACAUGGGGAGAGGAGACUCGUGAGGAGGUUGGACGCCCGGAUCAUGCCGAUCGUCUGCCUGCUUUACCUGUUCGCCUAUCUGGACAGAACAAACCUAGGGAAUGCACGCUUGCAGGGACUCCCCGGGGACGCUCUAAAUGGAGACCCUACGGGUGUUCUGUUUGAAUGGGUCAACUCCGUGUUUUUCUUCUCCUACAUUAUUUUCCAAAUUCCGGCAACAAUUACCUCGAAGCUUUUCCCUCCACGCAUAUGGCUAGGUUGCUCUGCGCUUGGAUGGGGGCUUUGUUCAACUCUGUCGGCCUGCGGUUUCAACUUCGCCGGUUUAACAGUUGCAAGGAUCGGACUCGCAUUCUAUUACACCAAGCAAGAGAUCGGGAUGCGAUUAGCAUACCUGUUUGGCUUCGGUGCUGUCGCAGGAGCCUGUGGAGGGCUCAUCGCGUUUGGCGUCCAGAAUGCACACACGGCACUGGCGAAUUGGAGGCUGUUAUUUAUCAUUGAGGGUUUGCCGACGAUCUUCCUUGGUGUUCUGUGCUUGUUCCUCCUGCCCGACCGUCCCGAGGAGACAACAUUCUUGAACGAACGAGAACGCGAGUUAGCUAUGGAGCGAGUUAAUAGAGGAAUCAAGGCAGACAUAGGGAGGACAAUUAAGAAAAAACACAUUGCGGCGGCUUUUCUGGAUUGGAAGAUUUACGCUGCAGGUGUGAUCUACUUUGGUGCAAACUGUGCACUGGCAUCAAUAUCUGCUUUCCUCCCAACCAUCAUCACGACCUUCGGAUACUCGAAUGCGCUCGCACAGUUGCUCACGGUCCCUCCAUACGCUGUUGCUGCCAUUAUUCUUUGCAGUACUUCAUAUUGCUCAGAUAGGUUGCAAAUUCGUGGCUUUUCCGUCGUCGCUGCGAGUAUGCUAGGCGUUCUGGGCUAUGUUCUGUUACUCGCUGUUCCUUAUAACGACCAUGUCCGGUAUUUUGCAACAUUCUGCAUCACAAGUGGAACAUACACGAUUAUUGGCGUUGUCAUUGCUUGGUUCACACAUAAUCUUGGGUCGGAGACUAAAAAGGCUACGGGCAUCCCGAUGUACAUUGCCAUUGGACAGUGCGGAAGCGUACUGGGCUCCCAUUUAUUCCCAACUACAGACGGUCCUCGAUUCAUCACUGGAUUUGCAGUUUCAUGUGCCCUGGAGUUCGUUUCCGCGGUAACAGCUAUUAUUCUCACCAUGUAUUAUCGCAUGGAGAACAAGCGAAGAGACGGUAAGUUUGGGAAGCCCAUUAGGGAUGCAAUGGUAGAUACGUCAGAACUGGCUGAUAUGGCCCCCGAUUUUCGUUACGUCCCGUGA